Molecule: messenger RNA, 1332 nt
Organism: Clonostachys byssicola
Lineage: Eukaryota; Fungi; Ascomycota; Sordariomycetes; Hypocreales; Bionectriaceae
Source: the annotation of a GenBank genome assembly
AUGCCAACAAACACCCAGAUGGCACCGUUUGGCGGUGAUGCACGUCGGAGAUCCCAAGCAAGACCACCUGUUCUUUCUGAUGCGUCCAAAUCUCGGGCAACCCGUGCUAAAACCCCAAGAGACACCCUGAAAAGGUAUCUCGCGCUCUCUCGGCACGACCUCACCAUCACUCAUAGACAACAACACCCAAUCCCCAUUACCUCUAAACAGGCCCUACGAACCAUACGAAACCGCUACCUUGACUACGAACGUGUCUACCAACGGCAAAUCGGUGACGGCCGCCCGCCCGAGCGAUGGAUAACGUGCGGCGCCACUGGCAAAUGUGGUCGAUGCAUGUUCUACGACAGGGUGAUCAUGUACAAUCUCAAGCCGUACGCCGACUGGCGGGAAGAAAUCUUCAUCGACUUGAUGGUGAAAACCCUCCGUCAAGUGGAGCGUCAUGCGGGAGGGAACAUUGUAAGAGGAAAGGCCGUGACCUGGGAUGAUGUCAACUCAUUCGUCCAAUCACCGCCAAUCCGGGGUGCCUUCUGGGAAUUCCACAAGGCGUGUCGGGUAUCAGUUGACCAGGUCUCGCCGGCAGCCAUGACAGCCAAGCUGGUCGGCUUGCUGCCGACGGUGGUGCGCAUAGUCCGGGCGCCCGUGAUUGGAGAGGUGAAAGUGGACAGAAUCACCAAAGUCAAGAAGGAGAAGUAUGCUCCAGGAUGGUAUCUGGGGGAUUUGGCAUACCUGAGGAGCGGGGGCAGACAGUGGGGGGCAAGAGAGAAGAAGCCGACGCCGACUGAGGAGGUCAAGACGUGGGAUGUGCACCAGUGCUUCAAGCAUCCCUAUGCGGGGAGGCCCAAGACGUGGGUUUUGGAGGAUUAUCUGCUGCAGUUUUGCGUCGUCGCCGAGUCCUGGCGGCGGUAUGGGUUGCAGAGAGGGUGCAGAUGGAGGUUCGGUGGCUCUGCGGGGGCUGCCGAUCUGAUCUGCGCGGUGCUUCUCAACUGGUGGUGCAUGACGGAGUUCGACGUCUUCAAGAGGCAGAGGCACAGCCGGCUGUCAAUCAAUCUGGUCUGGGAGGAGUGGAUGACACGCUACCCUCGCUUCCUGCAGGGUAACGAUGGGAUGGAGGCGCCGCGGGGCGGCAGACGCUCAGAGAAGGUGUUGCAGGGAGUUGGUCGGGCCGUGAUGCUGGGCUUCUCGGGCACGCCCCAAAACUAUGUACGGAGGCCGGCUCUUGCGGUUGUGGUUUCGCCGCGAGAUCCAAAUUACGUUCGCAAACCAAAGAAGUUGGCCCGCCGUCGUCCAUCCAAAUAUGAUAAUCCGGCACGCUAUCAGUCAUUUUUUAUGUAG